Peronospora farinosa is the source of this 4035-nucleotide messenger RNA. Lineage: Eukaryota; Oomycota; Peronosporomycetes; Peronosporales; Peronosporaceae. The record is from the annotation of a GenBank genome assembly.
AUGAACGCGAAUGGUCUCAACCAUUCUUCUCUCGCGCUCUUUCAGCCCCUUCUCUCUGCUUUUCACCUGGUGGCUUUCCAAGAAACCAAAUUCUCUGAUUACGACCACGUCCGGCGAGCCAACUACUUCGCCCAUUCCGUCGACUCCAAGGCAACGACCUUCUGGUCCCACACAGCAGACUCCGACUACACCGCCGCACGUGGGAAGGCCGGAGUCGGUAUCGUUUUCUCCGGUCGCUGUCCCUUUCACUCUCUCUCCGACGUUACUCUCCAUUAUGCUGAUGGAGCACUUCGCCACCACUACUUAGUCGUCGAGGCGAUCAUUGACAACUUCCGCCUCUUCAUUCAUGUGGUCUACGCUCCCGUGACGGUUCCGGAGCGUAAACAUUUUCUCGCCACUCUUCCGAGUCAUUUCCCGCCAGAUGCCCACCACCUGGUCCUCGGGGACUUCAAUAUACCCAUGGACCCGGUCUUGGACGAGGUCACGGCCUACCCGCAUGACCUCGGUCGGGCAGAGUUCCGUGACUGGCUCCUGCGUCUUGGCGUGCUGGAUGCUUGGCGUUCGUCCCAUCCCACCCGCCGCGAAUUCACGGGACCCGGUCGCCACAAUCGCAUCGACUACUGUCUUGUCUCGCCGUCUCUCUUCGACAACUACCUUCGUGACGUUCGCCAUGUCACGGACAUCCGCUACGGCCAUGAAGACCAUCUUCCCGUCCGGUUCCUGCUCCACUCUCCUACCCAGCCAUCUCAAUCCCGCCUACCCUGGAAAUGUCCACGGUGGUUACUCCAAGAUCCCGCCGUCCAAGCCGUUCUCGAGGCAACUCUCGAUGAUUUGUGCAAUCGCAUUCGGCUCGGCCCCGGGGCCAACCCUGGGGCCCUCCUCGACGAACAUAAGCGUGCUGACGCUAUAUUUCUUCGCGAGAUGUUUACUGCACGCCGCAAUCAAGACCACACCCGGCUCGCUGAGCUGCAACAACAUGUCUACGCAACUGAAACGGCGCACGCGGCAGCGCCCACGGUUGCGUCUGAGUCCCUACUCCUGAACGCUAAAUCUGAGUGCACAGCCUUCAUGGAGUUGCUCGCGUCGAAACGCGAGCGCGCAAAAUUUGAUCGAGACAUCAGCGAUCGUGAAACUGGAUCCAAGUUCUUCCUCCGCCCACCGUCUGCAGAAUCAUACCGCGUCGCCAUUCCUGGGGUUGUCCGUGCCGAUGGCUCCGUUACGACCGACCCUCACGACAUGGCGUCUCUUCACCGACACUACUGGGGGGGACUAUUUCAGACCCCCUCUCGCGACCUCGCCCCCGAGGUUCCCUGUCGACGGUAUAGCCCUGGCGACCUCGAGGAUCUCCUCCGACAUACAACUGCACGGGUAUCUUCUGAAGACCAACGAUUUUUAGAUGCCCCCAUGACUGCUCACGACUUCUACUGGGCGAUCACGAAAUCACCCAAAGGAAAGUCCAGCGGCUUUGACGGUCUUCCAGCCGAAUACUAUCAGCUCUUUCCUGAAACAUGGGCUCGGUUAUAUGAGCUUAUCUACUCAGCUCAGUUCAGCCGGGGCCGAAUGACCAAGUUCCAACGACGGGCGUACAUAUCGCUGCUGUACAAGAAGGGUGAUCGGUACGACCCCAAGAACUAUCGGCCCAUCACGUUACUGAACCACGACGCCAAAUUUGGUCCUAAGAUCCUCGCUCAUCGGACCGGCCUGAUCCUCCCCAAGCUGAUUCACGUGGAUCAAACGGGUUUCGUCCCAGGCCGUUCCAUCCGUCAUGCUCUCUUACGCUUUCAGGAUCUACAAGCCGUCUGUCGAAGUACUGGCUUGCCUGAUGCGGGUGCUGUUCUGCUUGACUUCGCCAAAGCCUUCGACAGUGUGCUGUGGCCUGCUCUUGAUCAGGUCCUCCGUCACUACGGAUUCGGCCCUAACUUCCGGUGGUCCAUUCGGACUUUCUUCCAUGGAACACUGGUUAGCGUCCUCGUUAACGGUGUGAAGAGUGACUAUUUCGAGUUGGGUUGUGGCGUCCGCCAAGGUGAUCCACUCUCCCCGGCGCUUUUCGUUCUCUUCCUCGAGCCGAUGCUCAACUAUCUUCGCGCCACGACCGGCCAUUUGGGAGUCCCAGUUCAAGAUGGCGCUUCUCCGCAUCACCUGCUGGCCUUCGCCGAUGACUGCACCGGGUUUCUUAAGGACCUCCGGUCGACCGGGCAAUUCAUCUCUGCCGUUACGCGCUACACCACUGCCGCGGGCCUCCAGCUGAACGUCGAUAAGACUGUCGUCUUUCCCUUUCAGGCACUGGAUCCUUCCAUCGGCGGCUCACUUCGAACUGCUGGGUACACCGUCACCGCGGAUGACAGGACAACUGUUCUUCUGGGUGUUUCCCAAAGUCCGACGUUGCCGCUCUCUCAUCGGCUCGACCCUCUGCUUCCGCGGUUGGUGGCCCGUUGCACGCUCUGGCGUUACCGUGCCCGUACUCUUCGCGGCCGAGCUGUCAUCCUGCGAACGAUUGUUCUGCCUAUCCUCUGGUACACGGCGGCGGUGACUCCUCUCAGUGCGCGGUUUGUUCUUCAAGUCCAGCGUCUCAUCAAGGCGUUUCUUUUUCAACUUCCUCUCGACCCCUCCGCUCCAUCUCGCGCUCCCAUGCCGUCCGAAUGGAUCACGUGGCCUACGUCCAAGGGUGGCCUAGGUCUCCCGUCCAUUUCUGAGUUCGCGUCCUCACUGCACUUGUGCUCCCUUCGCGACGCCAUCCGGUACGCGUCCCGCCACAUGGCGAUUCCAUCGUGGUUUGCGGCUGCCGCGUCGCUGCUGACUGCUACUCUUCGCGGUAAUGGCGUCACGUUCGACAUCCUGUACGCGAAGGUGCCUUCACCGGCUACCCCGCCUCGACCUUGGGCAUCGCUCGGUCCAUUCUGGUACCGCACCCUCCAGGCCUGGCAGGUCCUCCGCGAUUCACCACACAACACGACGGUCUCUACAUCUUCCCUGCUCGAGGCUCCACUGUGGGACAACCACCUAUUUCGGGUUGGAGGGCUCCAGCGGACUCUCGCGCAGUCUUCCCAGCUCUGUUGCCUUUUUCGCGAUUUAGGCUACAUCCGCCUUCGCGACUUUGUCGACCGUCACGGUGCUCUGCCCUCGGUAGAUGUCUGCCGUCCUCUCCUGGCUUCGGUGGAGUUCUCGUCUCCUCGCCUUCGCUCUUUGGCUGUCUCGCACUUCGUCUCGACGCUUGGAUCGUGGGUUAAUCUCUCCGCUCCCGUCGCGCUUGGUCCAUCACCCCCGACUACUUUGACCUCGUCUCUCCACGGCUGGCGCAUUCGCGGGACCAUGGUGGUGGCGAUGGACAACCGUGACUUCUACAGGGCACUUCACUCGCCCCCGCCAAUACCGACGAUGCCUCAUACGGCUCUAGGCAUGUCCUCAGAGCCCAAUUGGCUCGGUCUUUGGCGUCGCGACCGGUCGCUGGACCUCGAUGUCCUUCCGGUCCUCAGCGAUUUGAAGUUUCGCCUACAACACAACGCGCUCAAGCUUCGGUCCAAGUACCAAUGGCGACCCGUCGACGUAGGGUGCGUUCAUGGCUGUCCGGAUGUUGAAACUUCCCGACACCUAUUCUGGGACUGUCCAUACGCCCAACGUCUGUGGUCCCUCUUCCUGCCUGGCUUCCGGUCGGCUACCGAGCGUCCUCUCGCCUGGGAGGCCGCCGUAUACCUUUUGGACACUGGCCUGACCCCUGAGUCCUCCAGGACGAUCGGUCAGCACAACUUUCUCCGCGUCUUCAACGUCGUUCGUUGCUGUGUUUUUCGCAGCCUCUGGCUACACCGGAACGAACGGGUCUUUCAACCGACCACGCCCUCCAGCCAAGCGUGGUUGGACGCGCACGCCUGCUGUUACGCUCGGCUACAUCUUCGGCGGCUCACCACGACCUCCACCGUUGACCGCCUUUGCCGGUUCAGCGACCACGUGGUCUCGCUGCUCCCGCCGGCGUCGCGCGGCCUUUCUCCUAUGGACCCUAUUGGUGCUUUUGGUCAUCCGCGCUCACCGUCUCUCACUUGA